GGACCCAUAGAAGAGAGUUCGAGUCUUUCACUGUCCAGCUAUCAUCAGCAGUUUGUUUCUUAACUUUAUUCUGAAUCAACCUGUACUUUAAAUCGUGACAGAAGUGUGUGGUUCCCCAAAAAAACGAGUGACUUUUCAAAUUCUUUACCAGAGACAGGUAGAGAAAUAGUCUCUCCUGUACUCAUCUUAAUUCAUUGAAUUUUUUUGUCAAUUUUUUAAAAAUACAUUCUAUCGAUUUAAAUUCAUAUUUUAAAAUUACUUUGUCCAAGUGGUUGUGAUUUAAAGCCAACAUGUUACUGGAAAACGAAAUAACUACGUACAAUGAUCAAGCAAUGAAUGUUUAUAAAAACCAUAUAAACAUGAAUGAGCACAAUAAUAAUGUUUCAAAUACAAUCAACACUGAUGACAUAAUAAAAAGGACACCAAUUCAAGACUUUUACGCCGGCCAGAAUAUUUUCAUGACAGGUGCUACGGGCUUUCUCGGUAAAUCUAUGAUCGAAAAAUUGCUCAGAACUUGUCCAGAUCUAUCAACGAUUUAUCUACUGAUUCGACCUAAAAAAAAUAGUAACAUUAAUGACAGAGUUGAAGAUAUUUUUAACGAACCGAUCUUCGAGCAAUUGAAGAAAGACUCUCCAAAAUUACGUCAUAAAAUUGUCGCUGUCUCAGGAGACUGUACUCUCCCUGGCUUGGGAUUAUCACUGGAAGAUCGUAAUGUUCUCAUUAAAGAAGUUUCAAUAGUUUUCCACAAUGCAGCAACUGUCAAGUUCGAUGAAACACUCAAAACUGCAACCGCAAUUAAUGCAGGGGGUGCAUUAGCUGUAAUGAAUCUUUGCAAAGAGAUGAAGAAAUUGAAGGCAAUGAUUCAUGUGUCAACUGCUUAUGCAAAUUGUCACCUUGAUGUUAUUGAAGAAAAGUUUUACCCUCAUCCUUCGAGUUAUGAAGAAGUACAAGUUUUAGUCAAUACUCUUCCAGAAGAUGCAGUGAAUGACAUAUUACCGCGUAUCCUUCAAGGAUGGCCAAAUACUUAUACAUUCACCAAAGCUCUUGCAGAAAAGGUUAUUAGAGAAAACUGUCAGAAUAUGCCAGUUGGAAUUUUCCGUCCUGCAAUAAUUAUAUCUUGUGCUGAAGAACCUGUACCAGGAUGGAUUGAUAAUUACUAUGGACCAACAGGAGUAGCUGCUGCAGCUAUAACAGGGUUUCUUAGGUUUAUGCGUUUUGAUAAAAAAGCUUAUGCUAAUAUGGUUCCUGUUGAUUACACUGUUAAUGCAAUCUUGGCCAGUGCUUGGGAUGUUGCUAUUCAAACAGACAAAAGAGGAGAGAAUCUUCCAAUAUAUAAUUAUGUUUCCACUGUUGAAGCACCUAUAACUUGGGGUGAUUAUAUGGAUCAUGGACUUUCAGCUGGUCGUGAAUUCCCCUUAAAGCAAUCAGUUUGGUAUUUGUCAAUGACUGGUUAUCAAAAUAAAAUACUAAGUUUUUUAGCACAUAUUCUUUUGCAUCUAUUUCCUGCCGUUUUAGUAGAUAUAGCUGCUAUUUGUAGUGGACAUAAACCUAGAAUGGUUAAAGCUGUAACUAAAGUACAAAAAUUUUUAAGUGUUAUACAACCAUUUUCAUUAAAAAAUUGGACUUUUGAUAAUAAAAAUAUUCAAGCAUUAUGGAAACAGUUAGAACAAGAAGACAAGAAGAAUUUUAAAUUUUCUCUCAGUCAUUUCGAUUGGAAGCAUUAUUUGAGGAAUCACAUCCUUGGAGUCAGACUUUAUUUAUUUAAAGAAGAUCUGAGCACUUUAGAAGUCGCACGGAAGCGAUUAAACAGAUUACAUUUAAUUCAUAUAGGAGUUCAGAUAUUCACGUAUUUGCUGGUUUUGUAUUUGAUAUGGAAAAUGUUUACUAUUUUCUUUUAAAGAAAAAUAAAAAUUAUAAGAACAUUAACGAUUAAAAUUUAUAAUUAACUGUACGUGUACAUAUGAAAAAUAAUUUGUAAUGAGUAAUAGA
Messenger RNA from Chelonus insularis, 1989 nucleotides. Its product is annotated as fatty acyl-CoA reductase wat-like. NCBI's taxonomy places the organism in Eukaryota, Metazoa, Arthropoda, Insecta, Hymenoptera, Braconidae. The record is from RefSeq and is a predicted model, not a curated record. Bases 291 to 1898 code for a protein of 535 amino acids. The transcript has 8 exons. Gene Ontology annotation, molecular function: alcohol-forming very long-chain fatty acyl-CoA reductase (NADP+) activity. Gene Ontology annotation, biological process: long-chain fatty-acyl-CoA metabolic process. Gene Ontology annotation, cellular component: peroxisome.